This is a messenger RNA of Austrofundulus limnaeus, 978 nucleotides long. RefSeq names its product cytochrome b561 family, member D1 (gene cyb561d1). Gene Ontology annotation, molecular function: transmembrane monodehydroascorbate reductase activity. NCBI's taxonomy places the organism in Eukaryota, Metazoa, Chordata, Actinopteri, Cyprinodontiformes, Rivulidae. The record is from RefSeq and is a predicted model, not a curated record.
GUCUGUUGUCUUGGCAUCCGGUGUGCAUGUCUCUUGGUUACUGCCUGUGCAUGACUGAAGGCAUCCUCCUGUUUUCAUCUGAAGGCUCGCUCUUUUGCUUUAAGUCAAGAAAAAGUAAAGUCUGCCUUCACUGGUUGUGUCAGGCACUGGUUCUGGUAGCUGCAGCCAUAGGACUGGGCUUCAUCGUGGCCAGUAAAGACUUGUCUGAGCUGCCRCACCUGGUGUCCUGGCACAGCCUGCUGGGCUCCUGCACGCUGGCUUCCACCGUGCUCCAAGCAGGGUUUGGCCUCUGCCUGAUCUUCCAUAAGCAGCUGCGCCUCACGACCCCUCCACCCCGACUGAAGCUGUACCACACCACCUGUGGUCUGGUGGUCUACCUGCUGGCCACCAUGACGGUCAUAUCUGCGAUGUUCUCAGACUGGUACCAAGCCACGGUGAAAGGAGCAGUGUGGUGGGUCUUCCUUCUGCUGCCCCUCUUCCCCUCGCUGGUGGUCAUGAAUCAGAUCACCAAUGCCUACCUGCCCCGCAAGAAGAUAACCAGCUAGUUUGCACUGGACGCAGAGCAGGUGGACUUCAUUUGGACUGUGAUAAAGUUGGWUUUACUCAGACAGAAUGCUAUUCACUGUUAACUCAAUGAGGAUUUUAAACAAUUAUUUUAAAAUCAAUUAUUUUGGAAUAAAAUCUGUACUUUCAGACUUAAUUUAGAUACAUACCUACUGAAGUCAGACACCAUCCAGUGACUAGUGCAGGAACAGCAGAGUGAAAAUUCUCAUGUUUACCUGAGAUGACCUCUGACCUCAGGCUCUGAGCUGCUUGUCUGUGAAUGUCUGCUGCAUCUUCUAGGAAUCUUUGCACUAUAGAAAACCAGUCUUAURUGGUGAGUUUUAUCAUUUGUAAAUGUGUGGUGAGUGGGCUGCACAGUGCAGCACCUUUUAUUUGUGGAGCAAUAAAAUGUUUAACACUUUCUGUAUCUGUAAA